CAUGAGCGGAAGUGGAAGCAUAACCGGAAGGGGAGGGGGCAGUGGAAGCGGAAGCGGAAGCAUGACCGGUAGCGGUAGUGCAAGCGGAAGUGUGAAUGGUAACGUAAGCAUCCACAUGGAAGGUUCGCUGUUUUGGAUCGGAGGGAUCGGUUUAAGCGACUACCCUCGCCUGCUCGGCUCGUCCUCCAUCUCCAGCCAGUGGUUCAACCAGCACUCUGUUGAUCAAGUCUGCAAUCUUGUUAAGGCGACGCUGGAAAACGGCGCACGGUACAUCGUCGUUCAAGGCCUGCCUCCAUGCGGGUGCUUCCCCGUGUCCCUAGCUUUGACCCCCACCUCUGACCGUGACCACCACGGCUGCUGCGCCAGCGCCAAUGCCAUGGUGACGGCCCACAACGAGCUGCUCCAGAAGAACCUGGCCAAGCUGCAGCAAACAUACAGCUCAGCUUCCAUCGUCUACGCUGACUUCUGGAAAGCGUACAUGAACAUCCUCGAGAACCACGACAAGUACAACUUUGCCGAGCCCUUCAAGGCGUGCUGCGGGGCCGGCAGCGGGGCCCUCAACUUCAACAUCCACCACCUGUGUGGCUCGGCCAACACUGCCGCCUGCAGAGACGCCACACAGCACAUGAUCUGGGACGGGAUGCAUCUCACGGAGGCCAUGAACAAGGAAGUCGCCAACCAGUUCCUCCACCACGGUUGCACUAACCCUCCAUUGCAGGACAUCAUCAAGAAGAAGAUGGGAUGAGUCUCGAGUUAAAUCAAUGUUUCACUGCGUUCGUGCAUAUGGACCUUCGACUCCGAGUGGCUGCGUUAGGUCGCCGAGUUAAGUUCCUCCUUUUUCCUUCGGAUUUAUCUGUUCGUCGAGUUUUGUUAAAUUCUUCUUUCUUAGUUUGGACCUGGGAUGCAAUUGAUCCCAUCUAUAAGAAAUGAUUGACUAUUUCUA
This is a messenger RNA of Syzygium oleosum, 943 nucleotides long. RefSeq names its product GDSL esterase/lipase At3g48460-like. Lineage: Eukaryota; Viridiplantae; Streptophyta; Magnoliopsida; Myrtales; Myrtaceae. The transcript is spliced from 2 exons. The record is from RefSeq and is a predicted model, not a curated record. The coding region runs from base 2 to 745 and encodes 247 amino acids. Gene Ontology annotation, molecular function: hydrolase activity, acting on ester bonds.